Molecule: messenger RNA, 1812 nt
Organism: Bacidia gigantensis
Lineage: Eukaryota; Fungi; Ascomycota; Lecanoromycetes; Lecanorales; Ramalinaceae
Exons: 2
Coding region: 1-1812 (603 amino acids)
Biological process (GO): polyphosphate catabolic process
Cellular component (GO): fungal-type vacuole; membrane
Molecular function (GO): endopolyphosphatase activity; exopolyphosphatase activity
Source: RefSeq, a predicted model, not a curated record
AUGGCGCGGCUUGCCAUCGAGGUACCGGUACUGCCGACUACAACAUGCGAUUCUCCGAUUACAUUGGUCAACGCGACUUUUCAAUGGCUUGCAGACCACGUAAAAGAUGAUAUCGAUUUCAUCAUAUGGACUGGGGACUCGGCCAGACAUGACAAUGACGAGAGAAAGCCUCGGACGGAAACCCAGAUCCUAGACCUCAACAGACUUCUUGUAUCCAAAUUCGCCGAAGUCUUUGGCAAGGAAGAUAAGAUUAAUGACACAGAUCCUACGAACGACUUUAGAAUCCCAAUCAUUCCGAAUUUUGGUAACAAUGACGUAUUACCUCACAACAUCAUGACUCCCGGCCCCAAUCACUGGACAAAAGACUACAGCAAAAUAUGGCGCCCGUUUAUCCCUGAGGCGCAACGUCACAGCUUCGAUAGAGGAGGCUGGUUCUUCGUUGAGGUCAUCCCUCACAAACUUGUCGUCUUCAGCCUGAACACUCUAUACUUUUUCUCCUCCAACGCUGCUGUCGAUGGGUGUGCCAAACGCGGCGAGCCAGGCUACGAGCAGAUGGAUUGGCUGCGCAUCCAACUCCAAUUUUUGCGCGAAAGAGGUGUGAAGGCCAUCAUGAUGGGGCACGUGCCUCCCGCGAAGACUGACAGCAAAGAGAGCUGGGACAAGACUUGUUGGCAGAAAUACACGCUUUGGAUGGAGAGCUACCGAGAUGUGGUUGUUGGAGGACUUUAUGGGCAUAUGAAUAUUGAGCACUUCAUGCUGCAAGAUUUUCACCAUGUCAAGAAGAAGACUCGGAAGGGGAAGCUGAAAUCUGUGGAAAAGUCGGACACAUAUGUUGAAGAGGAUGGAGAUGACUUCAGCGUGGAGAGCAAGACGGAAUAUUUGACCGAUUUACGGGAAGAGUGGAGGAAGAUUCCCGACGAGCCAAAAGUUUCGGAAGAAAGUGAGGACGACGUUGGAACCUUUCCGAGCUUCAUGCAACGUGUCUUACGGAAGAAGCACGACUCAAAGACCGACAAAUAUCUCAAGAAGAUUGGCGGGAGAUGGGCAGAGCGAUAUAGCGUAAGCUUGGUAUCUGCGAGUGUGGUGCCGAACUACUUCCCAACGAUGCGGAUCAUCGAGUACAACACCACCGGCCUUGAACUUCAUCCAUCAACAGAAUAUGCCGCCAGCAUUAAUGAGCCGGCAGAGGCAGAGCUAGAUGAUGAUUCAGACGCGAGUGAUGGGGAGGAUGACCAGCCAUCUUUGACCAAACACAAGAAGAAGCACAAAAAGCGCCCCAAGAAAAAGAAGCCCACUUUCGUCCUCCCCUCUCCACCACCAUCCUCCUCUACCCCCGGCCCCGCUUACUCCCCCCAACCCCUCACCUGGCUCUCCUACAAACAAUACUUCGCCAAUCUCACUCGCAUAAAUCCUCCGCCGCCGUCCACUCAACAGCACCUUGGACCAGCUACCAAGAAGGAAUAUAAACCAGUACCCUUCGAGUUCGAGCUUGAGUACGACACCGCCACCGAUCCUGUCUACAAAAUGCCAGAUCUGACUGUCCGCAGCUGGGUCGGACUGGCGCGGCAGAUCGGGAAGUAUAAGCCUCGGCCUACGUAUUUCACUGAUACUGGGGAGAUCGUUAGGCAAGAGUGUUCUUCGGAGGAUGAUGGCUUUGAUGGGGCUGUGGAGCAUGGGGUGACGACGGCGGAGAGCAAGAAGAAGGAGAAGCACAGACGCAGAAAAGAGAUCGAAAAGUUGUGGUUCACCUUCAUCAGCAGAGCGUAUGUGGGCACCAAGGCUAGGGAGGAGAUUGAGGAUGAAUACGCAUAG